AUGCGGGAGGCAGACGCAUAUGCACUUUCCCUUUUCUUCAGUCUCAAGUUCGCGGCUCUGUGCCUGUCGAACCUCCCAGGCUCGUCCGUCACCUCCGAGGUCCGCGAGGCUGUGCUUGAGGCGGGCGUAUGGGCCAUCGACGCCGCUCGCUCACUUCUUUGUAACAGGAUUUCUAAAAGAUCCUGGGCAGACCAAAUGACAGAUGCUGCACUUCUUCAUUUUACCUAUCAUCUACCGGCUUGGAGGUGCAGCGGAGAACAAGGGGAUUAUGCGAGGACUAUUGGAAGUUGCAUGUCUGUUGGUUGCCAGCCUCACAACGGCGAUCCUGGCGAACUACCAUCUGCGCUACCUGCUGCUAACCUUCGCAGUACGCUGGUUGAGCCUUUCAAUGAGCGACAAAACCAGUCUUCGACAAUUUUCCAAUGUUUUCCACCUUCACAUAUGAGACUGGAAGUGCUGGUGUCGAUGCUGGCCCUGUGGCAUUAG
Molecule: messenger RNA, 486 nt
Organism: Suillus subaureus
Lineage: Eukaryota; Fungi; Basidiomycota; Agaricomycetes; Boletales; Suillaceae
Exons: 2
Coding region: 1-486 (161 amino acids)
Source: RefSeq, a predicted model, not a curated record